Molecule: messenger RNA, 2234 nt
Organism: Alosa alosa (allis shad)
Lineage: Eukaryota; Metazoa; Chordata; Actinopteri; Clupeiformes; Clupeidae
Product: ankyrin repeat and SOCS box protein 15-like
Exons: 10
Coding region: 179-1972 (597 amino acids)
Biological process (GO): intracellular signal transduction
Cellular component (GO): cytoplasm
Molecular function (GO): protein binding
Source: RefSeq, a predicted model, not a curated record
UUUAGUGUGCUGGCAUGCACGACUGCACUGGCAGGUGAAAGCCAAAAAUACAUUUGUGGCAUGUGUGCGCGUUCUCAGCGGGGAGGUUGUAGUUAGGCAGGGAGCAGUGCAAACAGACCUGGCAUGGUUAUCUGGAACUCGUGAUUUCACUGGAAACAUAACCAUAUUUCACAGAGGCAUGGCUACUACAGACAUAGAUGAUGAUGACCUUCUGGACUAUGCUAUACAGAUGAGUAUUCAGGAAUCCUGCCAAAAUUCAGCCUGCUCAGAGAGUUCUAGCUCGGAAAACUUAAAAAUCCUGGAAGCCAUAGAUCGAGGAGACUUGUUCAUGCUUCAAAAGCUGUCUGAUGUGCCAGCCGCCUUCACAGAGGUGGACAGUGGUGGAUGGUAUCCCCUUCACAAGGCUGCCAUCCAGCCAUCACCUCAGGUUCUGGAGAUUGUCCUCUAUGCUUCAUAUAGAUUAAACUUGGAGGAAAAGACCGGGGAUGGUGAUACUGCUCUGAUUCUGGCCACACAAGCGGGUCUGGUGGACAACGUGCGGAUGAUGCUGGAGCAUGGAGCAUCCCCAGACAGAACCAAUGAGAAGAAUGAAUCACCGCUUUUGCUUGCAGUCCGAAUGGACUUGUUUGAUGUGGCCCUGACUUUGAUCUCCCGGGGAGCUUCAGUGAAUCAGCACUGCCUGAAGAAGUGGACGUCAGUGCACGAGGCUGCCAAGAUGGGCUGCACAGACAUCCUUAGACUCCUCUUGAUACAUGGGGGGAACAUUUCAGAGACAGACCAACAUGGAGUCACUCCGAUGGCUGUUGCCGCAGAGUACGGUCAGACAGAUGCUAUAGAGAUUCUCAUUCAGAAUGGUGGUAACGUCAAUGCAGUGGCUCCUAAUGGGGACACUGUCCUCUAUGAUGCUGCUGGAUCAGGCAAUCCUGACUGCAUCGAACUUCUCCUUCAACAUGGAGCUAAUCCCAAUAUCGCAAGCCUCUCUUCUCAGCUGCCCAUCCAUCGAGCUGCCUAUGAAGGACACUACCUGGCCCUGCGUAUUUUCAUCCCCAUCACUACCCGGCGGUCUCUCCGGCUCUCUGGCCAGAGUCCCGUCCACUCUGCUGCUGAUGGAGGCCAUGUCCGAUGUCUAGAACUUCUUGUGGAGAAGGGCUUUAAUGUGAAUGCCCUCUUGGACACACACAUCUCAGAGAACUACGGUGACAUGCGGCGGAGUGCCCUUUACUUUGCCGUCUCCAACGGUGAUGUCACCUGCACAGAGAUGCUCCUGAAUGCUGGAGCCAAGCCUGACCUGGACCCCCUAAGCUGUCUCUUAGUGGCUGUACGGGCCGGGAGGUAUGAGAUUGUGAAACUGCUGCUGGCCAAGAGGGCUAAUGUGAACUGCUACUUCACUGUGGUGAGUGACACGGUCUUCCCUACCGCGCUACAGUACUGCCUUAGAGAUGAGAUAAUGAUGCGACUUCUGCUCAACAAUGGCUACAAUGUGGAGAAAUGCUUCAGCUGUCAUCAUGAUGAUAGUAUAUGGAGUACUGAUACUGAAGAGGAUGACUGUCAUCCUGCCAAAAAGGUCCCUUUUUGUGACUUCAUCAGUGUGUCCUGGCUUGAGCAUUUGGCAGGGAGAACUGUGAGAAUGCUACUGGAUUAUGUCAGCCAUGUCUGCAUCUGUUCUAAACUUAAAAUGAUUUUGGAGAAGCACAAAGAGUGGUCAAUAAUCUGCCAUAUUCUGGGAAACCCACGAUCGCUUAGACACCUCUGUAGGCUUGCAAUCAGAUCUCAAAUGACCUCACAGAGAUUUGCUGACCCAAAGACUAUGGAUUCAAUCGUGUUUCCACACAGACUCAAGAACUAUGUGAUGUACAAAGAGCAUGAUCUCUAUACUGAUAUAAUAUGCUCCAAUGAGUCAAAAAGUAGUAUGCCAUUCUGCUUUCCUCCUGUUGUACAGUUACUGCUGCAUCAGUUGCAGCACAUACAGUAACAGGUUUUAAGUUUAUUUUCAAGACUUCCUGAUGUCUUAACAUAGAAUGUACUCAACAAAGCACUUGAAAAAGCAGCAAGAUAUGAAAAGCAUGUGCUUUUCUCUUUUCUUUGCUGCUUGUUCCCAGUUAGAGAGAAAGAGGGUUUAAAAAGUAAAGAAACAGAACAUUGUUCAUCAUUGUAUCAUUAUGAGCUUUAAAUAUGUGGGAUACAUUUCGCAUGUGUUGCCAUGUUUAUAUUUAAUUUUUGUUGAUAAAGGUACU